AUACUUUGAAAAAUCCAACUACAAAUUUCAGAAAAGAUCAAGUACAUUAAUUUUGAAUCUUUGAAAAGUUACCGAUAACUGUUGCCUAUUAAUAGAUUGGAUGACUAAAUUAAAAGAUCAUGUCAUUUCGUAAUUCGGAACAGUUUUAAGGGCACGAACAUUCUUCUCGAUAUCUUUAAUGAAGAUAGUAAAGUAUGUACGACACAUUCUUAUUUGUCUUGUUUCACUGAAUAACUCGUAUUUUCAAUUUACUUUCUAGUGAUAAACAUGGGAAAUAGCAACGGCACAAAUUAUGGUGGUUACGGCGGGGGAGGAGGUUGGAAAGGUUGGGCAGGUUGGGGUGGUGGAGGUGGUGGUGGACCUGGCGGAGGGAGAGGAGGAGACGGGGGACGUCCAGGACAGGACGGUCAGGAUGGUCAAGAUGGUGUUAAUGGCGGUGGAGGAGGAGGUGGUGGAGGCGGGGCAGGAGGAGGCAGAGGGGGGAGAGGGGGUCAUGGAAGUGGAAAUGGGAGAGAUGGACACAACGGACAAGAUUGAAGUUAUUAUUAGACGAUAAACUGAUGUUCAUUUAUUCAUUCAUGUUUAUAUAUUUAUUUAGAUAUAUAUUUCUAAUUGGAAAAAGUUUUAUUUGUUUUACGUUUUUGAAGAUGAAUUAUUAAAAUUAGAUUAUUUUAUUCAAUUGUGAUUUUAAGACUAUUAAUCUAACGAUUUUUCCCUGGAAGAUUUUCUAUCUUAAUGUGUAUGUAUUAACUAAUUGCUUAAAUGUUCAAUUAAGUAAUUAGUAAAUAGAGCCAAGAUAUUAAUUAUUAAGUUAAAUAUCAAUAUAUUAAUAUUUAUACUCGCGAUAUUAUUGUUCGAUACUCGUGUCAUAGCCAACAAGUGUGCUCACUUUCAUUUAAUAGAUAAUAUCUGCAUUGGCUAUUGAUUAUCAAAUGCACGACUCAUAUUAUAUAUUGAAGUAUGCAUCUUUUGAAUCAUUUUAGUGUUAUAAUUAAUUGAUUUUUACACGCAUUUAUAAUUUGAAUGUUUAUACGAUGUUAAAUUAAUUAAUGUAUUUGUCUAAACAAACUAUGUCAAUAAGUCUUAGAAAAUAAAAAGGGUAAAACCUCACAACAAUUUUUUCUUCUUCUUUUUUCUUUAUGUGAAUAUGGUCCAGCGCAUGGCCAUAUUUGUCGAAACAUUUCAUUGAUUUGUUAUUCAAAAACAAAAUAACACCUGAAGAAAAAUAAGAACAUCGUUACUUCUAAUACAAUGGUUAUAAAUAAACAUAUUCUACUGAACACAGAAUUGGAUCACAGUUAGAUCUAAUACAUUUGAUAAUCAUAAUGUAUUGACACCUAUUAGAGUCGCAGCAUCUUACUUCGUUUUGAAUAUGAGUCAUUGUAUAACAUUGGAUAUAAUAAAUCAAAAGUGUCAGAAUUAUAA
Ruditapes philippinarum (Manila clam) is the source of this 1425-nucleotide messenger RNA. RefSeq names its product ctenidin-3-like. The transcript has 2 exons. NCBI's taxonomy places the organism in Eukaryota, Metazoa, Mollusca, Bivalvia, Venerida, Veneridae. Bases 268 to 537 code for a protein of 89 amino acids. The record is from RefSeq and is a predicted model, not a curated record.